GUAAUCUGAAGAUCAGGAGGAUCGACGACUAGGGAGCUCUCUCUCUCUCUCUCUCUCUCUCUCUUUCUCUCUCUUUCUCUCUCUCUCUCUCUGUUUCUCUCGUUUUCUUGAUUUCGACCUGGCUGAGAAACGCGAUCGUGUUAAAAAGAGCGGGAAGUAAAUUCCCUGUGGAAAUGCGGAGAAUGGCUAAUCUGAUGAGACGACGCAGCGGCGGCGAGACGUCUGGCGGGAGCAUAUUGCAGCACGGCGCUCUCCCUCCUUGUUUUGCAAAGUCAAUGCAGUUUGAAGAGGACGAGGGCUCACAACAUCCGUCGGAUCUAGACGCAUCGGAGUGGUGUCUGUCUUCCGAUAGUUCCUCUGCGGGGGUAGACGAAGCCAAAGAGAACAUGGCUUUGUCGUUUGCCACCAAAACGCACUCCAUCGCGAUCGUCUUGACCAGCGAUGGCGGCAGACCAGGCGGCGGUCCGUUGGUCCAUCGUCAAGUGCUUCAGCCGCGCAAAUUGGGAGAGGGAGGGAGUGGAGGCCAAGAAACGCUGAUUGUUGGUCAACGUUGUGGCGACGUCGAAAUGACGGACGAUGAGGACGACGACGACGACGAAGAAGAAGACUUUGACGAAGACGACGAAGACGAUGAGGAAGGGGGGGAGGAGGAGGAGGAGGAGUCUGAAGAAGAAGAAGAGGAGGACGAAAACGAUGGUAAAGAGAACAUCGAAGUUGCCGAAGAGCUAGCGCUCGGUCGCGACGUCGGGAGCUCCAGCGGAGGAGAGAAGAAGAGGAAGUGGGCGACGUUUCUACAAAUCGACGAAAAAAAGAUGGGAACGGAGGAGGAGGACGGCUGGUUCUCUGGGAGGAGGGUGGUGAGACCGGCACUUGAACUGAAGAGCAGUUGUGAUUGGAUUCUGCGUGGUGGUGCUUUUCAGAAAGGCGAUGAUUCAGACAACAAGCCUAGGGAGGGUGAGGAGGAGGAGCAGAAGAAGGAGAGGGAGGAGGAGGGAGAAGUGUUAAGGCUUGGGACAAGUGUCGGGGUGGGGACAACGCCUACUAGUAGUGGAGGAGGAACCAAGAGGAAAUUCCAGACGAUGGCCAAGGAGGAGGGGGGGGUAGGCGGCGGGAAAGAAUGCGGGCGGAGAGGUUUUCCUCCUGGAAUUGGGGUUGCGUUAGGAGUUGGAGUUGGGGGGCAAGUGGGAGGCGUAGAGGAUGCUGCACAAACCUCAUGGGGAGAUGGUGGUGCCGUAGAGGAUGACGAGUCUCUUGGGAAGGAGAAAGUACCCAAGAAGCUCCAGCUUGCGACAGCUUCGGCCUCGGUAUUGCCGAUGGAAUACCUGUCGAGAGAGGCUGAGUCUGCCUACAUUGACACACUGGGCAAGGAGGUUGUACGAGGAGGAGGAGGAGGAGGAGGAGGGGAUGUAUCUUCCUCUCCCACGGAUGCAGGAUCAAACUCCUCGAAAGUGGUGUUAGGAGUACUGAGUUGCCGAAGAGGAGAUUGGACGUCCCUGGAAAGCUGCUCAAACGAAGGGGGGGUAGAGGAUAGGGAGACUCACACAAAAGGGGAGAGCGAGGGUGGUGGUGGUGGCUUGGGGGUGAUCGAGUCGAAGCGAAGUGUCUUAGCACUGCUCCCGUUGCUUCCACCCCCUCCUCCUCGGUCUUCCUCUCCUCCUCGUUCUUCUUGUCCUCCUCUCCUUAACUUCCCCAUCUCCCGCAGCAUAGGUGGUGUCGAUGAUGGCGCUCCUUGUUCGACUGGCAUCAUCACCCCGAGUACCGACGGCAUUGUCCCUGUGCAAGCAGGAGCAGGAGGAGGACGAGGAGUAGGAGGAGGAGGAGGAGGAGGAGAAGCCGCAGGAGGUGAUGCGGCAGAAACGGCGGCAGAGUCGUCGGAUUUCUCGGUUGUUUGCAGUGAGGAAGAUCUGGAGUGCUUGGUCCCGACCCCGAUCCAUGGCAGAGGCGUCGAGGCCCUGUCGAUCCCGCCGACAUCUCAUGUUCUUCCUCACUCUGCUGCUGCUGGCUAUGGCGGUCGGGAUCUGUUGUCCGUCGCCGUCGGCAUUCUUAACGCCGCCGCUGCUGCUGGCAUUCACGCUUCUACGGGUGAUCUCUGCGUCGCCGAUGGCUAUGGCGUUGGCGAUGGAGAUGGUCAGGAGGCCGAAGAAGUCGGUGGUCAUCUACGGCUAUACGAGGGAUCGAGCGUGCGUCUUCUUAGCUCUACCAUCUCCCCAUCUUCUUCGGUACCUGCGGAAGAACGGAGCGCGCGAAUCAAUUCUACGGCGGCGGACAGCAGCGCCACUUCCAGUUGUGUUGUAGAAGACGAUCGAUAUCACUCGGGCAACAACAACGCUGAGCCUGCCCGAAGUGAUGGCUAUGGAGUAGCUGGCGAUGGCCAUCAUUAUCAAGUUGGGUCUUCACCGUGUGAAGGAGGAGGACGUCGAUCUUCGCAGCUGUGUCUUGACUCGGAUGGUGCUGCUAGUAAUUCCCGCCGCCGAUGUUCUUCUUGGACUUGUACGUCUUUUCAAUCAAUGCAGGCGACGACGGAAGGGCAAAACUCAAAAUACCUGAAAUGUUUGGAGUAUGAGGAAGACAUCUUGACGAACUAUCUAGAGAGGGAGAGCCGUCGACCGUUGCCUUAUGGAUACCUGUCACCGUGCCGGCAGCCGCACAUAGCUGCCCUGCAUAGAAGGAUGAUGAUGAAGUGGUUGAUGGAGUUCGUGAUAGAGUUUCAUUUGCGCUUGGAGAGCCUGUUCCUGGGCGCUGCGAUACUCGAUCGAUAUCUGGCAGAUGAGCAGACGCCUCUGCCGCGAAGUCUACUUCAAUUGUUGGGGGUGGCGAGCAUGGUUGUUGCAGUCAAGUUUGAAGAGACUGUUAGUCCCAACAUGCUGCAGGAUUGCUGCGAAGUGGUAGACCACACACUGACUCCCAAGCAUAUCCUCAUGAUGGAGACUAAGGUGCUCCGCGUACUCAAGUUCGACUGCCAUAUGCCUACAGCUCACACUUUCCUCUGGAUGUAUCUGCAGGCAGGCAAUGCUGACCGGUGCUUGCAAGAGAUGGCAGAGUAUCUCUGUUGCAUGUCGCUUCUAGACUACGAACUGCUGAAGUUUCGGCCUUCUGUCAUUGCCAGGGCGAGCCUGCUUCUCGCAUCUCAUUUCCUUAAUCGUGAAAGGCUCCCUUCUAAUUGCCUGCAGAGAUUAUUCAACUUGUGUGCAAGCAAGGAUGGUGAUAUCGGCUCGAUAAGGGAGUACUGGAGCCACUUGCCAGGGAACGUUGUCGAUAACCAAUUUUCUCACAAUGGUUGUACGAGUCAUGCAUCAACUGUUUACUGCCAUGGAGAAACUUAGCCUCUUGCCUUUUGAGCUUAAUUGAGAUAUCGAGGUGACCUAGAAGCUGAAUCGACAUCGUUGCUCAAGAGAUCGUGUAACUUUCAUGCAAGGCAGGAAUGGGCAGAUCGGUUCAAGGAGAAAGCAGGAAUGGGCAGGUCGGUGGUUCAAGGAGAAAGCCUUGUUGUCCAGAGGCGAAGUUUCUACUCACUUGUUGUAAGAAUCGCAUAGCAACUGGUCACUGCCAAGGAGGUGAAGGCGACCAAGCAAGAGGAUGAAUCAAUUGUGGGUGAGGUGAAAUGAUGUACCCAGUAUCUUACCUUUUUAUCGCAUGUCUUUUCAUAUUUCUUUAAAUUCCGGCAUCUUUGUUAAUCGUUGUGGUUCGUUGUUUAGAAAUCGUGUAGUUUGCCUUCCGUUUCGUUUAUUUUAAUGCUUUGAAUUUAAUACCUUUUUCUUUGGCGAGGCUGAGCAAUGUGCCCGGAAAAAAACGGCGGCAUUGAGAUAGAUCGUGUUGGCAUCUACUUGGAUGUCAUCGCUCCUACUGAGCAGGCUGCUUUCAGAACGUGCAAUCCUACAUUUUCUGCUCUUAUGGGAGGACCUGAUGUGGUGUGAAGUGGAGGGAGAAAGAUCCUGCAAUGCGAAAAGGGCUUUGCAGUCUUUAAGAAAGUCUAAAAAUAGACCUAGUGUCUCAGCUUUGUGUACUGGGGAUGGUGUCUGCAACCACUGAGGGGAAGAAGGGUGAUGCAAGUCAGGAAGGAGAGAGAGAGAGAGAGAGAGAGAGAGAGAGAACGAGAGAGAGAGAGAGAACGAGAGAGGAUGUCCAAGCAAGAAGGCUCACACAAUCUUACAUUUUGCUGUUAUUUGGUGACCUGAGGUGAUUUGGAGCGGUGGAAGAUGGGAUGUGAUAUCGGAACGAGGCUUUGCGGGCUUAAAGAUAGGCUUUGCGGGCCUAAAGAUAGAGUCUAAUGCACCUCGUAUCUCAUCUUGGUGUACGAGUGGCGGCAUAUGGGAAUAUACAGCCAGAAAGGGGAAAUGAGAGAAUGUCGUCCGAGCAAGCAGGCUCGAGCAAUCGUACAUUUUGCUCUUAUUGGGCGCCCAAAGAUGCUGUGGUACAUUGGGAUGCAGACUAUGCAGUGGGAACAAGCCUUUCCGGGGCUUAAGAUUG
Molecule: messenger RNA, 4467 nt
Organism: Chara braunii
Lineage: Eukaryota; Viridiplantae; Streptophyta; Charophyceae; Charales; Characeae
Source: the annotation of a GenBank genome assembly